GCGCAGAGGAAUGGCGGCGGCCAGCCUGUGAUGAGCUAGCGAAAAUAGCGAGGAAAGUACACACACAGCUAGCUACCCUUUUUAAAAUAACUGCGGGAAGGCAUAGUCCUAAUACUUUAGUGAGCUAGAGCACUGGAAAGUCGACAAAAUGCAGAUCACUUUGAAAACCCUGCAACAGCAGACGUUUAAAAUCGACAUAGAUGGAGAAGAGACGGUAAAGGCGCUGAAGGAAAAAAUUGAGAAUGAGAAAGGAAAGGAUGGUUUUCCUGUGGCAGGACAAAAACUGAUAUAUGCAGGCAAAAUCCUUAAUGAUGAUACUGCACUCAAGGAGUACAAGAUUGACGAGAAGAACUUUGUGGUUGUCAUGGUGGCAAAGCCUAAAGCGGCGCCAUCAGCUGCCCAGUCUUCCCCUGCUGUGUCGACCACAACCCCAGCCCCACCCAGCACUACAGCCCCCUCGCCUGCCCCUGCCGCCUCCACCACCUCUGAGACCACACCUGAGAGUACUAGCAAAGACGACAAGCCCAGUGAGGGGAAACCUCCCACCAGCACAGAUCCUGCCUCCUCUCCUGAUAGUUCUUCAGGUCCUUUGCCAAAUGUGAACAUUUUUGAAGAGGCCACCUCUGCUCUUGUGACAGGCCAGUCAUAUGAGAACAUGGUGACAGAGAUCAUGUUGAUGGGUUAUGAGAGAGAGCAGGUAGUGGCAGCUCUGAGGGCCAGCUUCAACAAUCCAGACAGAGCAGUGGAGUACCUGCUGACGGGUCUUCCAGUGGAGGAGAGCCAUGCCAACCCAGUGGUGCCCCCCUCAGGGGGAACUCCAGCUGGAGCCACAGGGUCUGUGUCCUCGCCCUCCAGUGCCACCCCAACACAACCCAUCAGCGCCUCGGGGGCCAACCCCCUGGAGUUCCUGAGGAACCAGCCUCAGUUCCAGCAGAUGAGACAGAUCAUCCAGCAGAACCCCUCUCUGCUACCUGCCUUACUACAGCAAAUUGGGAGGGAGAAUCCCCAGCUGUUGCAGCAAAUCAGCAGUCAUCAGGAGCAGUUCAUCCAGAUGCUGAAUGAGCCUGUGCAGGAGGCAGGUCAGGGAGGUGGGGGAGGCAUGGCGGAGGCUGGUGGUGGACCCAUGAACUACAUCCAGGUCACACCCCAAGAGAAGGAAGCCAUCGAAAGGCUAAAAGCACUAGGAUUCCCUGAAGGACUUGUCAUACAGGCCUACUUUGCCUGUGAGAAGAACGAAAAUUUGGCGGCCAACUUCCUUUUACAACAGAACUUUGAUGAUGAUUAAAGGGAGCCAUGGAAAUUUUGCUCAACUUUUUUGUCCUUUUUUUGAUUUAUCAUUUUGGUUUGAAAUGGGCCUUUGAUUUUUCUAGAUUUUACUUCAAUGUAUAAUCUUGGUAACACUGGAUCAACAUCUAUGUGCAAGAAAGGAACCGUUUCUAUUGCGUUUUCAUAUAGCAGGGAUGAACAUGAUUAUUUUCUCCACAUCAGAAUUAAUGCUGAUUUGAAGGGUUUAUCACCAAGUAAGCGUUUCUCAGUUUUUAAAUUCAUACAUAAAUGUCCCUGUUUAUUUUUCUUGUUUUUGGUUAAACAGUAUAGGCUUACCGGUUCUGUUUGCUGCAAUUUUAAUAACAGCAAUGAUGUUAAAGAUUUUACUUCAACGUAUAAUCUUGGUAACACUGGAUCAACAUCUAUGUGCAAGAAAGGAACCAUUUCUGAACACAUCUGUUGCUUUUUCGUAUAGCAGGGAUGAACAUGAUUUUCUCCACAUCAGAAUGAAUGCUGAUUUGAAGGGUUUAUCACCAAAUAAGUGUUUUGUCUCGGUUUUUGAAUCCAUACGUAAAUGUUCCUGUUUAUUUUUCUUGUUUUUGGUUAAACAGUAUAGGCUUACCAGUUCUGUUUGCUGCAAUUUUAAUAACAGCAAUGAUGUUAAAGCAAAAACUUUUUUUCUUAAUCACAAUUAUCCUUUUCAUUAAUCUCAAAGGAAUUGGCUCAAAGUGUACUGCAUGCAAUACGUUCGGUUUACAUGUUUGAGGGGAGUUGUACAGAAAUGAACUAUUGCCAUAAUUCAUGGAGACUGAAUUGCAGUUCCUUCUAGUGUUAUCAAAAAUUAAAGGUAUGUAAAUGACUUGUAGUAGGUAUUAGUAUUUACAGUUCCUGUUACUACAAUUUACUGUCAUUUUUACAG
This is a messenger RNA of Megalops cyprinoides (Indo-Pacific tarpon), 2185 nucleotides long. It is a transcript of the gene rad23b, whose product is annotated as RAD23 homolog B, nucleotide excision repair protein. The transcript has 10 exons. Gene Ontology annotation, molecular function: polyubiquitin modification-dependent protein binding; proteasome binding; ubiquitin binding. The record is from RefSeq and is a predicted model, not a curated record. Lineage: Eukaryota; Metazoa; Chordata; Actinopteri; Elopiformes; Megalopidae. Gene Ontology annotation, cellular component: nucleoplasm; cytosol. Gene Ontology annotation, biological process: nucleotide-excision repair; proteasome-mediated ubiquitin-dependent protein catabolic process. The coding region runs from base 149 to 1285 and encodes 378 amino acids.